CGGCUAAGGUGGCGAAGCAGCAGCAGCGGCGGCGGCGGCGGCGGCUGGAGUGAGCGCCCGGCCCGCCGCGCCAAGCGAGGUCCUGGGCAGGGCCGCGCGCCGGGCCACGUCCUGCCCCUCAGGCCCGGGGGCGCGCCGGCUGCCGCGCUCCGCCAACUCCCGGUGAUUUCCCAGAAGCAUGAUUGCUUGUUGGACUUGAUCUCAUAGCCUGGUGAGGACUUCUUUACUGAUAAUGUCAAGUUCAGGUUAUCCUCCCAACCAAGGAGCAUUCAGCACAGAACAAAGUCGUUAUCCUCCCCACUCUGUUCAGUACACCUUCCCCAGCACCCGGCAUCAGCAGGAGUUUGCGGUCCCCGACUACCGGUCUCCUCACCUGGAGGUCAGCCCGGCGUCUCAGCUCCUGCAGCAGCAGCAGCAGCUCCGCAGACGGCCGUCCCUGCUGUCCGAGUUUCACCCCGGCUCCGACAGGCCUCAGGAAAGGAGGACUGGAUAUGAACAGUUUCACCCGGGCCCGUCCCCAGUGGACCAUGAUUCGCUGGAAUCCAAGCGGCCACGUCUGGAGCAGGUCUCUGAUGCCCAUUUCCAGCGUGUCAGUGCUGCGGUCUUGCCCUUAGUGCACGCGCUGCCAGAAGGGUUGAGGUCUUCUGCAGAUGCUAAGAAGGACCCAGCAUUUGGAGUCAAACAUGAAGCUCCUUCCUCUCCAAUCUCUGGGCAAUCGUGUGGAGAUGAUCAAAAUGCUUCCCCUUCGAAACUUUCAAAGGAGGAGUUAAUACAGAGCAUGGACCGCGUGGAUCGGGAAAUUGCGAAAGUGGAACAGCAGAUCCUUAAACUGAAAAAGAAGCAACAACAGCUUGAAGAAGAAGCCGCUAAACCUCCAGAGCCCGAGAAGCCUGUGUCCCCGCCUCCCGUGGAGCAGAAACACCGAAGCAUUGUCCAGAUUAUUUACGAUGAGAACCGGAAAAAAGCAGAAGAGGCUCAUAAAAUAUUUGAAGGUCUUGGCCCAAAAGUUGAACUGCCACUCUAUAACCAGCCAUCAGACACCAAGGUGUACCAUGAGAACAUCAAGGCUGGAGUACCUGCAAGGCGCAUGAUGAAAAACCAGGUGAUGAGGAAAAAACUCAUUUUAUUUUUUAAAAGAAGAAAUCAUGCAAGAAAACAAAGGGAACAAAAAAUCUGCCAGCGUUACGAUCAGCUCAUGGAGGCGUGGGAGAAGAAAGUGGACAGAAUGGAAAAUAACCCGCGGAGGAAAGCCAGAGAGAGCAAGACACGGGAGUACUACGAGAAGCAGUUCCCGGAGAUCCGCAAGCAGCGGGAGCAGCAGGAGCGGUUUCAGCGAGUUGGGCAGAGGGGAGCUGGCCUUUCAGCCACCAUCGCUAGGAGUGAACAUGAGAUUUCUGAGAUCAUUGAUGGGCUCUCUGAACAGGAGAAUAAUGAGAAACAAAUGCGACAACUCUCUGUGAUCCCCCCUAUGAUGUUUGAUGCAGAACAAAGACGGGUCAAGUUCAUCAACAUGAAUGGGCUGAUGGAAGAUCCUAUGAAGGUUUACAAAGACAGGCAAUUCAUGAAUGUUUGGACUGACCACGAGAAGGAGAUCUUUAAGGACAAGUUUAUCCAGCAUCCAAAAAACUUUGGACUAAUUGCAUCUUACUUGGAAAGGAAGAGUGUUCCUGAUUGUGUUUUGUAUUACUACUUAACCAAGAAAAAUGAGAAUUAUAAAGCCCUAGUAAGAAGAAACUAUGGAAAACGCCGAGGAAGAAACCAGCAGCAAAUUGCCCGACCCUCACAAGAAGAAAAAGUAGAAGAAAAAGAAGAAGAUAAAGCAGAAAAAACAGAAAAAAAAGAAGAGGAGAAGAAAGAUGAAGAAGAAAAAGAUGAAAAGGAGGACUCUAAGGAAAACCCCAAGGAGAAGGACAAGACCGAUGGUGCGGCAGAAGAGACUGAGGAGAGGGAGCAGGCCAUGCCCCGGGGGCGGAAGACGGCCAACAGUCAGGGCCGCCGCAAGGGCCGGGUCACCAGGUCCAUGACCAACGAGGCUGCCGCUGCCAGCGCUGCAGCCGCCGCGGCCACCGAGGAGCCCCCGCCGCCUCUGCCACCGCCACCAGAGCCCAUCUCUGCGGAACCUGUAGAAACCUCUCGGUGGACAGAAGAGGAGAUGGAAGUUGCUAAGAAAGGUCUAGUAGAACAUGGUCGUAACUGGGCAGCAAUUGCCAAAAUGGUGGGGACUAAAAGUGAAGCCCAGUGCAAAAACUUCUAUUUCAACUAUAAAAGGCGACAUAACCUUGACAACCUCUUGCAGCAGCAUAAACAGAAAGCCUCACGGAAGCCUCGUGAAGAGCGAGACGUGUCUCAGUGUGAGAGUGUAGCUUCCACUGUUUCUGCUCAGGAGGACGAAGAUAUUGAAGCCUCCAAUGAAGAGGAGAAUCCAGAGGACAGUGAAGGUGCUGAAAAUAGUUCUGAUACAGAAAGUGCUCCUUCUCCUUCACCAGUUGAAGCUGUCAAGCCCGGCGAGGACAGCACUGAGCACGCGGCUCCUCGAGGGGACGCCGAGCCCGAGGCCGCCCCCGACCCCGCGCCCGGCGCGCCCCCCGCCCCGGCGGCCCCCGGCGCCGCGCCCGCCCCGGACCAGAGCGCAGAGGCCCCGGCGCCGGGCGGUGCGCAGACGGCGGAGCCGAUGGACGUGGAGCGCGGGCCCGAGUCCAACCCCCCGGCGGCCGCGCAGGCGGACUGUGUGGACGUAGAGAUGCGGGCGCCGGCGGACGGCCCGCCCGGAGUGGAGGGCGACGCCGGGGGGCGAGACGCGGAGCCCGAGAGGAGCGGCGAGCGGCCGGAGCCCGGCGCCGACGAGCUGGGGGCAGCCCCGCGCACCAGCGCCCCGGGCCCCGAGCCCGCGUCCGACCACGACUCCAGCGCCACGUGCAGCGCCGACGAGGACGUGGACGCCGAGCCCGAGCGGCAGCGAAUUUUUCCCAUGGACUCAAAGCCUUCACUGUUAAACCCCACUGGAUCUAUACUGGUUUCGUCCCCAAUAAAACCAAAUCCACUGGACCUGCCCCAGCUUCAGCACCGGGCUGCUGUUAUCCCGCCGAUGGUUUCCUGCGCCCCGUGUAGCAUGCCCGUCGGGGCCCCCGUGAGUGGCUAUGCGCUCUACCAGCGGCACAUCAAAGCCGUGCACGAGUCUGCGCUCCUGGAGGAGCAGCGGCAGAGGCAGGAGCAGAUGGAUUUGGAGUGCAGGGGCCCUGCCAGUCCCUGCGGCACCUCCAAGAGUCCCGGCAGAGAGUGGGAAGGAAGAUCAGUCGCCUAUAUGCCUUAUGCUGAGGUCAAACGUGCCCUAGAGCAGGAAGCGCGGAUGCGCGGUGCCGCAGCAGGGCCAGCAUCGCCGCGUAGGCUCUCCCCGAGAGAAGGCAGUAGAGCCGCGCCCCCGCCCGCAGUGAGCGCAGCCCGCUCUAGUGCCCCGCCAGCCCUGCAGCCGGCGCCGCAUCAGGUGAUGACUGGCCUCCCUGAAGGGGUCCGCCUUCCGACAGCGCGGCCCACCCGGCCACCGCCGCCUCUCAUCCCUUCGUCCAAAACCGCCGUGGCUUCAGAAAAGCCAUCGUUCAUCCUGGGAGGCUCCAUCUCACAGGGGACACCCGGCGCUUACUUGCCUUCUCCUAACCAGGCGUCCUACGCCCCAGAGGCAGCCAAGCCCUCGGCAGGCUCCAUCUCGCUGGGACUGCCGCGCCAGCAGGAGGCCGCCAAGCCAGCUCCUGUGCCCUACAUCAAACAGGAAGAAUUUUCUCCCCGAAGCCAGAACUCACAGCCUGAGGGCUUACUGGUCAGAGCCCAGCACGAAGGAGUGGUCAGAGGUACCACGGGAGCCAUUCAGGAGGGCAGUAUAACUCGGGGAACCCCAGCCAGCAAACUUCCUGUGGAGGGCGUCCCGUCCCUCCGGGGCUCCAUCACCCAGGGGACCCCGGCUCUGUCCCAGGCUGGCAUCCCAACCGAGGCUUUGGUGAAGGGGCCCAUUUCUAGACUGUCUGUUGAAGAGGGCGGUCCGGAGAAGGGCCGAGAGGAAGCUGCAUCCAAAGGCCACGUCAUCUAUGAGGGCAAGAGCGGACACAUCUUGUCCUAUGACAGCCUUGGGCUCCCUGAGCAGCUCCUGUGUCUACGUCCUGCAGAUAUUAAGAAUGCCCGAGAAGGGGCAAGGAGCCCUAGGACAGCGCACGAAAUCAGCCUGAAAAGAAGCUACGACUCAGUGGAAGGAGCUCUGAAGCCAGGGUUGUCCGUGAGGGAGUCUCCCGUGUCAGCACCGCUAGAGGGGCUGAUAUGCCGGGCGCUACCCAGGGGGAGCCCUCACGCGGACCUCAAGGAGAGGACUGUGCUGUCUGGGUCCAUAAUGCAGGGCACACCAAGAGCGACCAGUGAGAGCUUUGAAGACGGCCUUAAGUACCCCAAGCAGAUUAAACGGGAGAGCCCGCCCAUUCGCGCGUUCGAAGGCGCCAUCAGCAAAGGGAAGCCUUACGACGGCAUCACCACCAUCAAAGAGAUGGGGCGCUCGGUGCAUGAGAUCCCGCGGCAGGACGCGGCUGCUCCGGAGAGCCGGAAGACCCCAGAGGGGGUCCCGGGCACCAGGCCCAUCGUCGAGGGCUCCAUCUCCCAGGGCACCCCCAUCAAGUUUGACAGCAGCUCGGGUCCGUCUGCCAUCAAGCACAACGUCAAGUCCCUGAUCACGGGGCCUAGCAAGCUGCCGCGUGGGAUGCCUCCGCUGGAAAUCAUGCCAGAGAGCGUGAAAGCAGCCGAGCGGGGCAAGUACGAGGACAUGAAGGCGGGGGAGCCCGUGCGCUCCCGGCACACGUCGGUGGUGAGCUCCGGCCCCUCGGUCCUGCGGUCCACGCUGCACGAGGCCCCCAAAGCGCAGCUGAGCCCGGGGCUUUACGAGGACGCCAGCGCACGGCGCACGCCCGGCAGUUACGCCAGCACCGUGUCCAGAGGCUCCCCCAUGCUGAGCAGAGCCCCCGAUGUUACGAUUUCUUCUAGCAAGUCCAGCAGUCACGAGAGAAAAUCCACCCUGACGCCCACCCAGAGGGAGAGCAUCGCCGCCAAGUCCCCGGUGCCGGGGGUGGACCCCGCGGUCAGCCACAGCCCCUUCGAGCCCCACCACAGGGCCGGCGCGCCCGGGGAGGUGUAUCGCAGCCACCUCCCCACACAUCUGGACCCAGCCCUGCCGUUCCACCGUGCUCUGGACCCUGCAGCUGCCGCGUACCUGUUUCAGAGACAGCUGUCGCCCACUCCCGGCUACCCGAGCCAGUACCAGCUGUAUGCGAUGGAGAACACGAGGCAGACCAUCCUGAACGACUACAUCACCUCGCAGCAGAUGCAAGUGAACCUGCGCCCCGACGUGGCCAGAGGGCUCUCCCCGCGGGAGCAGCAGCUGAGCCUCCCGUACCCGGCCGCCAGGGGAAUCAUUGACCUGACCAACAUGCCUCCAGCAAUUUUAGUGCCUCAUCCAGGGGGAACAACUACGCCUCCCAUGGACAGAAUCACGUACAUCCCCGGCACCCAGAUCACCUUCCCCCCCAGGCCGUACAACUCGGCAUCCCUGUCUCCAGGACACUCGACACACCUUGCUGCGGCGGCAAGCGCCGAGCGGGAGAAGGAGCGGGAGCGCCUGGCCGCGGCCCCCUCGGACCUGUACCUGCGGCCAGGCUCCGAGCAGCCCGGCCGACCCGGCAGCCACGGCUACGUCCGCUCCCCGUCCCCUUCGGUCAGAGCUCAGGAGCCCGUGUUGCAGCAGAGACCCAGCGUCUUCCAGGGAACCAACGGAACCAGCGUGAUCACACCUUUGGACCCGAGCGCUCAGCUGCGAAUCAUGCCGCUGCCUGCCGGGGGCCCUUCCAUCAGCCAGGGCCUGCCGGCCUCGCGUUACAACACGGCUGCGGACGCCCUGGCUGCCCUGGUGGACGCCGCAGCUUCUGCCCCCCAGAUGGACGUGUCCAAAACGAAAGAGAGUAAGCACGAAGCCGCCAGGUUGGAAGAAACUUUGCGCAGCAGGUCAGCCGCAGUCAGUGAGCAGCAGCUAGAGAAGGGCACGGAGGCGGAGAAGCGAGCCGGGCAGUGUGCGUGCGCCUCCGCUCCCCCGCCGGGUGGCAGGCCCCAGCCUCACCCUGCGGUGGUUCACCCUGAGGCUGGGAAGGAGAAGGGGCCUCCUCCCAAGUCCCGAUACGAGGAGGAGCUCAGGACCCGAGGAAAGACCACCAUUACCGCAGCCAACUUCAUAGACGUGAUCAUCACCCGGCAGAUCGCCUCGGACAAGGACGGCAGGGAACGCGGCCCCCAGAGCUCAGACUCUUCCGGCAGCUUGCCUUCUCACCGGUAUGAAGCCCCGAGCGACGCCAUCGAGGUGAUAAGCCCGGCCAGCUCCCCCGCGCCGCCGCCGCCCGAGGGGCUGCCGGGCUGCCCGCCCGAGCGGGGGAGGGCCAGCCAGCCGGAAGGCGAGGCCACCAGACAGUACGAAGGACCAUCACACCACUACCGCCCGCAGCAGGGAUCGCCGUCCCCGCAGCAGCCGCCCCCGUCUUCCCAGGCCGAGGGGGUGGGGCAGGUGCCCCGGACACACCGACUCAUCACACUCGCCGACCACAUCUGCCAAAUUAUCACACAAGAUUUUGCUAGAAAUCAAGUUUCCUCGCAGCCUCCCCAGCAGCCCCCCACCUCCACAUUCCAGAACUCACCGUCUGCACUGGUGUCGACACCUGUGAGGACUAAAGCGUCAAACCGUUACAGCCCGGAAUCCCAGUCCCAGUCUGCUCACCAUCAAAGACCAGGUUCACGGGUCUCUCCAGAGAACCUCGUGGACAAGUCGAGGGGCAGCCUCAGGCCUGGGAAGUCCCCAGAGAGGAGUCACAUCUCUUCGGAUCCCUACGAGCCCAUCUCCCCGCCGCAGGGCCCGGCCGUGCACGAGAAGCAGGAGGGAGUGCUGCUGCUGGCCCCGCGGGGGCCUGAGCCCGCCGAGCAGAGGAACGAUUCCCGCUCCCCGGGGAGUAUCAGCUAUUUGCCUUCAUUCUUCACCAAGCUUGAAAACACGUCACCCAUGGUUAAAUCAAAGAAGCAGGAGAUUUUUCGUAAGUUGAACUCCUCUGGUGGAGGUGACUCUGAUAUGGCAGCUGCUCAGCCAGGAACCGAGAUCUUUAAUCUGCCCGCAGUCACCACCUCAGGCGCGGUGAGCUCCCGGGGCCACUCCUUUGCGGACCCCGCCAGCAACCUCGGGCUGGAGGACAUCAUCCGGAAGGCGCUCAUGGGGAGCUUUGACGACAAAGUUGAGGAUCACGGGGUCGUCAUGUCCCAGCCCGUGGGCAUCGUGCCUGGUGGGGCCAGCACCCCGGUUGUGACCGGUGGUGAGGCCCGGAGGGAGGAAGGGGACCUGUCACCUCACUCAGGAGUUUGCAAACCAAAGCUGAUCAGCAAGUCAAACAGCAGGAAAUCUAAGUCUCCCAUCCCUGGGCAAGGCUACUUAGGAACUGAGCGGCCCUCGUCCGUGUCCUCUGUGCACUCAGAAGGGGAUUACCACAGGCAGACGCCGGGGUGGGCCUGGGAGGACAGGCCCUCCUCCACAGGCUCCACGCAGUUCCCCUACAACCCGCUGACCAUGCGCAUGCUCAGCAGCACGCCGCCCGCGCCCCUGGCCUGCGCGCCCGCCGCCGCCAGCCCCGCCGCGCCGCACCAGCAGAGCCGCGUCUGGGAGCGUGAGCCCGCCCCGCUGCUCUCCGCGCAGUACGAGACGCUGUCCGACAGCGACGACUGACCUGCGGGCUGGCGUCGGGGAGGGAGCUCGAGUUCCUGGCCGGCUCCUCUCACGCUGCGGGUCGGAAGCCUGCCCUCCUAGGACUCGUGCCCAGAGACGUGUCAGGAGAGCCUGGACCACGGGUGAAGAGGGCAGAAUGGAAAUGUAUUUGGAGUCAAAUGUGGGGGAAGCUGCCCUGACGCAGGCAUUUCAGUGGAUUAUAAUAGUGGUUGGUUGAAAUGUAGAGUUUUUAAAAAGCAGACAACUCCUGUUCCUACGUCUGUUUGUAAAGAAAACCGUGUCUAAAUCACUCUUCUGUAAAUAGAGGACCUUUUUGCAGUGUCUCCCCUUGCCGCAGCGUCUGUGUACUUACGUUCCAAUCAGCGCAUCACCUUUGGAGGUGAUUUUUUAAACCUUCUCGACUGUCUUUUUAAUGACCUUGCCUUCUCAACAACCUCACGCAGCCCAGCCACAAGCUGCUGGCUGUCACGGGCAUUGUACUUUUACCCGAUUCUGUUUCCUCUAAACUCAAGAUUCCCAGCGAUGUUUAAAAUCUUGUGGAAAUGUUUAGAUUUUUAACACAGACCCUGUCUUAAAAUCUGUACAUUAACAUUAGGGUCAAAAGGAGAAACAAAAUUCUGCCAUAUUGUAAAUUUACAGUGCAGGCUUUAAUUUUUUUAAAUUAGUAGCACUGAAAAAACAGUACUGCAUGGGUAUGUUAUAGUUCAGUUUUUAACGUUUUAAAGGCUUACCUCACUGUGAUGCACACUGGUAAUUAACCACACCCCGUAUUCUUUUUCUCCUGCAUCUGAUGCAGCCCAACAAAGCUUCUGUUUCAAAAUAAACCUGACUGCCCUGUCA
Molecule: messenger RNA, 8617 nt
Organism: Camelus dromedarius (Arabian camel)
Lineage: Eukaryota; Metazoa; Chordata; Mammalia; Artiodactyla; Camelidae
Gene: NCOR1
Product: nuclear receptor corepressor 1
Exons: 48
Coding region: 233-7777 (2514 amino acids)
Biological process (GO): negative regulation of transcription by RNA polymerase II
Cellular component (GO): chromatin
Molecular function (GO): nuclear thyroid hormone receptor binding; transcription corepressor activity
Source: RefSeq, a predicted model, not a curated record